Effrenium voratum is the source of this 970-nucleotide messenger RNA. Lineage: Eukaryota; Dinophyceae; Suessiales; Symbiodiniaceae. The record is from the annotation of a GenBank genome assembly.
AGCACGCUCUCUCCCCUGGCCCACCGGCGGACGCCAUGCAAGUACUUGCACCGCACCUCCGUGCCUGACGCCACUCAUGGGACGCCUUUCCAAGGACAAACGAGACAUCUACUACAGGGAGGCCAAGAAGGAGGGCUUCCGAGCAAGGUCCGCCUUCAAGCUGCUGCAGAUCGACGACGAGCUCAAUCUGCUCUCCGGGGUUCGCAAUGUUGCGGACUUGUGCGCAGCGCCUGGUGGCUGGAGCCAGGUUCUGGCGUUGAGACUCAUCCAGCCCGGCUUGGACCCGCCGCGCAUUGUGGCGGUGGACAAGUACGAGAUGCAGCCGAUCCCUGGCGUGGUGCAGGUCCAAGGUGACAUCACCCACCGCUCCACUGUGGAGGCCGUGCUUGGACACUUUGAAGGCCAGCUUGCCGAUCUGGUGGUGUGCGAUGGCGCUCCUGAUGCCACCGGACGCUCGGACUUCGAUGAGUACGUGCAACACCAGCUGCUGAUCUCCGAGCUGCUGCUGGCGGAGUCUUUACUGCGGAGGGGCGGGGCCUUUGUGGCCAAGGUCUUCCGAGGGGAGCACUCGGCGGAGCUCUACGCCCGCCUGCAGCGGGACUUUGAGGAGGUGCUUUGCUGCAAGCCCCGGGCCUCCAGGAACAGCAGCCAGGAGUCUUUCGUGGUCUGCCGUGGCUUCCAGGGUGCCGCCGCCACGGCCUACAGCGCGGAGCGCCACGAGGAGCUGGCGGACCUGGGGGACGGUGCGCCCAAGGGCUUCGCGGCCUUCGUGGCCUGUGGGGGACGCGAUAGUUUGGACGCAGACACAAACUAUCCUGUGGCAACUGGCCAUCGGGUGCUCGACCCUGUGGCACCACCGCUCUCUGCGCCAUAUAUGUCAGCCAUCGAGGAGCGCCGCGGCCAAAAACGCGCGCAAGGCAGCGCCAGCGCAUGACAAAAGGGUGCCAAAUGCCAAGAGGCCAGGUCACAA